GUUGCUGUUCAGAACGUUUACAAGAAGAACCUUGCUCGUAUCGCUGGCAAUCAGCCGGUGGCCGGAAUCGACUAUUACGGUCGUGUCCUGACGUUUUUCCAGAUUGGUUUUGUUGACGCAAUCGAGACCUAUGUUGAGCGGUAACUUUUGCGUGGUUUUAUGAGUUUAAGUAGGAACUAAGUAUAUAGAUUGGUUGUUGUGUACGGUGAAUUUAUACACACAUAUGUGGAGAAUGUCGUUAAGAAAGUCAAUGUUGCAAGUUCACUAUGCAUGGUCAUUCCUCUUCUUCUCCUUUCAGUGCCAAAGCGGCUAAGAUCACCGCUGAUCUCGAGGCUCGGAUGGCGUCUUUUCAAGCCCGCCCUGGACCCUAUUCGCCCGAACGCCCCGAGAAGGGUAAGGGAAAAGGGAAAGGUGGCGCCGGUCCGCGUUUCUGCUUCGCUUUUUUGGCAGCCGGCAAGAACCGUGGUCAAAAUUGCGGCGUUCCGGGAUGCCAGUUCCGGCACGAGCUCCCUGCGACACGUGUUGAGGCCGAACGCGUGAAGACGUUUGCACCCCGCGUUUUGGGUGGUUGGAACUUGGAUGAUGACUUUGGUGUAGCUAACGUGGCAGGUGAUCAGAAUGAGGUCGCAACCAAUAACAACAAUAAUGGAACUGGUUGA
Amoebophrya sp. A25 is the source of this 659-nucleotide messenger RNA. The record is from the annotation of a GenBank genome assembly. Lineage: Eukaryota; Dinophyceae; Syndiniales; Amoebophryaceae.